Messenger RNA from Hippocampus zosterae (dwarf seahorse), 1213 nucleotides. RefSeq lists its product as uncharacterized. The transcript has a single exon. Bases 51 to 821 code for a protein of 256 amino acids. The record is from RefSeq and is a predicted model, not a curated record. NCBI's taxonomy places the organism in Eukaryota, Metazoa, Chordata, Actinopteri, Syngnathiformes, Syngnathidae.
CGCCUUCUUCCUAAAGCUGCACACUUUGUCUUGCAGUUUGGAUUAAAAGGAUGACGGCUGCCAGCAGUCCUGUUAGCAGCCCCUUCACUUCCCACUCAUCACCAGCAGCCUGCCUCCCAGCAUGUCACCUGAGAAAAGGCGACUCCACCCGCACCCGACUACACCUGCGUCUGCGCUCGGCCCCGGGCGCGUGGCUUAUGGUCGGCGUGGUGGUGGUGUUGGCGGGGAUGAGCGUGGCCGUGGCCGGGUACGUGUCGGCGGUGCCGAGGCCCAUGGGGGGACGCGGGUCCAGCCACGUGGACAGGAUGAAACUGGCCGGACCGGUGGUCAUGGGCGUCGGCCUGUUCAUCUUCAUCUGUGCCGCAACCCUACUGUACGAGAAUCGGGAUCGGGAGAUGCACAGGCUGGAGAUGUGUGACGACCUCGAGGACCUGAAGGGAGACCUUGGCUGGGAGGACUCACAAGAAGAACAAGCCAGCUUCAGUAGUCAGGAACAAUGGGAGAUCAGAGAUGGGGAGGAGGGGUGCUUUAGUCUCCCUCUCUCCAACCUGGACCUGGAAGACUGGAACCCUACUUCUCUUUCUUUGGCUUGCCAAAACAUUGAGGACAUCGAAAGAUCACCGCUGCAUCAUCUGGAUUCCGAAGACGGUGCUGAGAGGGAGGUGGAGUCAACACUUCUUGCUGAAAUUCUGCACCACCAGGAUCCAAGUCCACACUCGUCCUCCCCCGGGCCAUCCGUUCUUCACUCCUCCGCCUUCCCAAACAACUCCACUGAGAUUAACUUUCACACAUGGAACUGUCCCGCACUCCUUGAUCCCUGAUCAUUUUCAUAGGGUCAGUAGAAUUGGACGUACUAAACACUAUCUCCCACAAAUAGAUGUUUGUCUUGUAAAUGUUUCAAGGCCUCGGAGGGGUGCAGUUGCUAAUGCUGCCUUCCAGAUUGCUGGGAAGUCGGACAUAUCCCACAUGGAACUCGCGAGGUCGAGUUUUUCAAAAAACACGUCUGGUGACCUCUGUACGCGUGUUGUCUGCUAGUAGAAGUAUUUUUAAGUUAGUGGGUAUUCCAAAAACAAACCAUUUCAUUUUGACAUGCGGCCUUGUUGAGUUGUUUUUCCAUUCACGCAGUGAACCUGGAACCAUUUAUCUUCACACCACUUUCCAUGCGGAACAAGUUGUGACAAAUGCUUUACUGCCAAUAAAUACAGAUAACUAU